ACAGGCCCGUGAAGUCCCAGCACGCACCUGCAGCUUCGGGCACGCCAAUGAACUGUGACUCGCAGGCAUUUGUCAUGAGAGCAAGACUGGGCCUGAAUCUCCAGGCCCCCGUGAACAGGGGCUGCCUCCCCUUGCCCAGGGCCCAGAAUACCUUUUCCCGGUGACACCCCCGCUCCCGCUGUGGCCAGGGCGGGGCCGGGGGAGGGGCUGCCCAGGAGCCGCCUCAGAUCCAAGAUGUCCAGUCCCCUGGAGCAAGCGCUGGCUGUGAUGGUCGCCACCUUCCACAAGUACUCUGGCCAAGAGGGAGACAAGUUCAAGCUGAGCAAGGGGGAGAUGAAGGAACUUCUGCACAAGGAGCUGCCCAGCUUUGUGGGGGAGAAGGUGGAUGAGGAGGGCCUGAAGAAGCUGAUGGGUGAUCUGGAUGAGAACAGUGACCAGCAGGUGGACUUCCAGGAGUACGCCGUCUUCCUGGCCCUCAUCACAAUCAUGUGCAACGAUUUCUUCCAGGGCUCCCCAGCACGGUCCUGACGCAGAGCUUGUGGCUCCCUGCUAUGGGUCUCUUCGGCCCAGGAGGACUCUCUAUCUUUUUAAAUUUUACUCAAUAAACUCCUUUUGCUGGUUGACAGUA
Budorcas taxicolor (takin) is the source of this 628-nucleotide messenger RNA. RefSeq names its product S100 calcium binding protein A2 (gene S100A2). Lineage: Eukaryota; Metazoa; Chordata; Mammalia; Artiodactyla; Bovidae. Gene Ontology annotation, biological process: endothelial cell migration. Gene Ontology annotation, molecular function: transition metal ion binding; calcium ion binding. The record is from RefSeq and is a predicted model, not a curated record. The transcript is spliced from 3 exons. The coding region runs from base 235 to 528 and encodes 97 amino acids. Gene Ontology annotation, cellular component: cytoplasm.